Molecule: messenger RNA, 1529 nt
Organism: Camelus dromedarius (Arabian camel)
Lineage: Eukaryota; Metazoa; Chordata; Mammalia; Artiodactyla; Camelidae
Gene: ECSIT
Product: ECSIT signaling integrator
Exons: 8
Coding region: 105-1412 (435 amino acids)
Biological process (GO): innate immune response; cell surface receptor protein serine/threonine kinase signaling pathway
Cellular component (GO): mitochondrion
Source: RefSeq, a predicted model, not a curated record
CCGGAAGACCUCCGUGCAACAUGGCGGCGCCCAGCGGCAAGACAGAACCGGCCGAGAUUCCGCGGCUGGUCGCGUGAGUAGGUGUCUGCCCAACAGGCAAAGGCAUGAGCUGGGCCCAAGCCAUCCUGCUGGCCCGGGGCCUCUCUCGGGGCUGGGGAGGCAUCUGUGGCACUGCCCUAACAGGAGCCCCCUUUUCUCAGGUGCCACCCCAGGCUCUGCGGAGCCUCCACUGCAGCACAGCCGCCCACCGCCCUGACUCAUCGCUGGUCCCAUGCCCACCCAAGCCCCCAAGGAGGCCGGUCAAGGCCCUGGCACGCCAUGAGGAGCUGUUCAGGCAGGCGCCAGAUGCGGCACAGGACAAGGCGAGCUUUGUGCGGGCCGUGCAGAACUUCACACAGCACAACGUGCACAAGCGGGGCCACAUCGAUUUCAUUUACCUGGCUCUGCGCAAGAUGCGGGAGUACGGCGUCGAGCGGGACCUGGCUGUCUACAACCUGCUGCUCGACAUCUUCCCCAAGGAGGUCUUCCGGCCUCGCAGCAUCAUCCAGAAGAUUUUCAUCCACUACCCACGGCAGCAGGAGUGUGGGAUCGCCGUCCUGGAGCAGAUGGAGAACCACGGGGUGAUGCCCAACAAGGAGACGGAGUUCCUGCUGAUUCAGAUAUUUGGACGCAAAAGCUACCCCAUGCUCAAGCUUGUGCGCAUGAAGCUGUGGUUCACCCGCUUCAAGAACAUCAACCCGUUCCCUGUUCCCCGGGACCUGCCCCAGGACCCCAUCGACCUGGCCAGGUUGGCCCUGCGGCACAUGGAGCCCAACCUCAGUGCCAGGGUCACCAUCUACCAGAUGCCUUUGCCCAAAGACGCUACAGAUGCAGCGGAUCCCACAGAGCCACACAUUGUAGGAAUCCAGAGUCCUGAUCAGCAGGCUGCCCUGGCCCACCACAACCCAGCCCGGCCUAUCUUCGUCGAGGGCCCUUUCUCCCUGUGGCUUCGAGACAAAUGUGUCUAUUACCACAUCCUCAGAGCUGACUUGCUGCCCCCAGAGGAGAGGGAAGUGGAGGAGAUUCCAGAGGAGUGGAACCUUUACUACCCGAUGCAGCUAGACCUGUCCUACGAGAGGAGUGGCUGGGAUGACUACCAGUUUGACAUCAAUGAAGUGGAGGAAGGCCCUGUCUUCGCCAUAUGCAUGACGGGUGCCCAUGACCAGGCCACACUGGCCAAGUGGAUCCAGGGCCUGCAAGAGACCAACCCAGCCCUGGCCCAGAUUCCAGUGGUCUUCCGCCUGGCUGGGUCCUCCGGGGAGCUCCUAGCAUCCUCCUCAGGGCUGGAGGAGCCACUGCCACCCCCACCCCCACCUGAGGGCCAAGAAGAAGAGGAAAACAGUCAGCAGCGACAGCAGCAGGGCCAGAGCUGAGCCUGAGUGGUCACAGAAGCACAGACUGUGGACUGGUGUGAAAGCAUGAGAUGACCUUUUGAGUGUACAGCAAAUAAAAGUUUUCCAGCUUGGGGCUGUCUUGCCCCCUCUCUGGCA